Vigna radiata var. radiata (mung bean) is the source of this 1069-nucleotide messenger RNA. RefSeq lists its product as uncharacterized. The coding region runs from base 207 to 890 and encodes 227 amino acids. The transcript has 5 exons. The record is from RefSeq and is a predicted model, not a curated record. NCBI's taxonomy places the organism in Eukaryota, Viridiplantae, Streptophyta, Magnoliopsida, Fabales, Fabaceae. Gene Ontology annotation, biological process: male meiotic nuclear division; female meiotic nuclear division.
AAAGGAGCUUCCUGAAUAGAAUGAGACCAAAAAUUUGAUGAACUUGCAAUCACAUUGCAUAAUCAACACUCUAAUUAAUGUGACCCAUUUAUUAUUUUGAUUUGCAUUGACUAAUGUAUGGUUAGGUAGGUGGGUAUUUUCAGAGUUUACAAGGGCCCCAUGACAAUAAUUUAAAGUGAAACACAGUAGUCCUUUUGUUCACUUGUAUGAAUGUUGUAUACAAGAGGAACUUGAUGCUGAGUACUACCACCCUCGAUACUUUGUCUUCUCACUGCCUUGCCUCCAUGGAAUUGGACAUUGGAGUCACUCACUCAGAUCUGAGUCUUGAGUCUUGGUUUGCAGCUGAAACUUCAACUGGGUACCUUGAAGAUGUUAUUGCAGGUUGGGGUAUUUGGUGCAAGCAGCACAACUUACCAUCCUACUCUCAAGAUCAAAAGGUUAACUAUAAAACACAAUAUUUGGUUGAUCAGAAAGACUUGUUUCCAGCAUUCUCUUCAACAGCUCAAAUCCUCCACGAGCAUAACAACGUCAGCACUAUGAAGCUACCAUCAUUGCAAAAUGAUAAACAUGGAGCUGCUCAGGAAAGCUAUGCAUCUAGAGAGUCAGAUGAAAGUGAUGCUUCUGUCAUAAGGGGGCACCGGAAGAAAAUAGCUUAUCCAUUUGAGUUGGUGAAGCCAGGAGGAGUUGAAGGGGAAACGACCCUGAAAGAUAUAAAUCACCAGAUGCUGAUGAGUCCAUCAAAGCCAAUUCCACACCCUGUGGGAGACUCUCUCACUCAUUCAUGCAUUCCAAAUCGUGCCUUUGGUAUUUCAGGUAAAGCAGUGGCAGCCCUUACAAGGAUUCAAACUCAGGGUAGAGGAUCUAUCACCAUUAUCAGAACCAAAGGUUGAUUGAUCUCAACUGAAGUGAAACUUCACUGUUGUAUAAUAUCUUAAAUUUUGUGUUAUACUCCUCCUAGUCAUCGUUUCAUAGUCUAUACCAUAGUUUGCAACCAUGUAUUAAAAAAACAAAAAAGAAGGGUUUACGAGGCAUAAUGCUAAUUUGAAAUUUUGAAUGGUGAAUUCAUCUA